AGCCAAUCGAAUGCGUCUUCAAACUCCAGAAAUAGCUUGGCAUGAGACACUGCCUAUCUAUUCGUGUGACCUCCAACACUCAUUCCCAACGGUUGUUCACUCGGACACCGACAAAGCCAACCGUGCGCCACUCAUGGAUUUGCUGCUUUCUGAGGAAACAGAUGAACUACGUCUGAAUUUGACGGAACCUAUCUGGACAAGGUUAGCCACAGCUGGUGGAGACAACGUUGUCCGAUUAUGGCGUGUUACUCUGGAUUGGAUCAGUGCUGGACCAGAGCCAAAGACACGAUCUGUGGUUCAGCGAACUUCUCAAAAAGACUCGGACGGUAAUCUCCAAGGUGUUAUGGGGCAGCACCUUAGCUAUCUGGCAUCACUGAAGCGGCACGAGAAGCCGGUGAACGUCGUUCGCUGGUCACCAACCGGUGCGUCUUUGUAGGUUAUUAUCUAGCAUCCGCUGGGGAUGAUCUUUUUAUCAUCAUUUGGUGUAACCAAGGCGCUGGUGGCACCGCGACAGGAAAUCAUUCAGAACGCCGGGACGAUGAGGAGGAGGAAGAUGGGACGAUAUCCACGGAACACUGGGUUCCUUGUCGAAGCUUGAGACGGCACCUUGAAGACAUUUACGAUAUUUGUUGGGCACCAGAUAGCCAGGCACUGAUAUCUGGCUCCGUGGACCACUCACUGAUAGUCUGGCAAUUGGAUCUUCCCACUGCGUUGAAAUCCACUUUGCCACCGACAGACGAGAAGUCCGCAAAACUUCCAUUAUCUGAAGACCGCCCGAAUGGUAACGUUAUAACUCCACCUCCUACACCCUCCAGCGGAUCGGGCGCUACUAAGUGCUUGAUUCUUAGGGAUCACAAGCACUACGUCCAGGGCGUAACGUGGGACCCACUUGGGUUUUAUGUAGCCAGCCUCAGCAGUGACCGAGCAUGUCGGGUAUACCGCGCAGGAACUAGAACAUGUCUAGCCCACGUUGCUAAAGCUGGGAAACAACGGCUGUUUCAGGAUGACUCGUGGAAAUCGUUUUUUCGUCGACUCACCUUCAGCCCUGAUGGUCUGUUGCUCGCCUGUCCCUCCGGAAACCUGGAAGGUGCUGUGUUCGCCGGCAGCGUGGCUGCUGCAGCAUCACUUGCGACAUCAGGAGCAGUCCCACCGGAACCUACAAAUGCUCUACCACUUCCAGUAGCCGCUCCGCAACACGCUGCUCACCUUUUCUUGCGGUCAAACUUCACAAAGCCUGUUGUCAGUUUGCCAACGGGACCUAGGCCAGUAGUGUGCGUUCGAUUUUGUCCUCAGCCUUUUCAGUUACGAACAACGCCCACUUUGGGGUCUAACCUGGUAGAAGGUACACAACAUCCUAAUAGUUUGUUUGAUCUCCCCUACCGCUGGUUAUUUUGUCUGGUCUUGGAGGACGGUGUACUGUUCUACGAUACACAGCAGACUUCACCUUUCGCCCAGGUUUCACAAUUUCACUACCAAGCACUGAACGAUGCUACUUGGUCAGCAGACGGACAUCUGGUGGUAGUCUGUUCUACCGAUGGCUACUGUUCCCUAAUCCACUUUGCUCGAGGCGAAUUGGGCGCAGCUUAUCGGGGCCCGAUAGGUGUGAAAACUGAUGUCAUACCGCCUAUGGGUGAACCGACUUCGGUAAGAAUGGCUGAAAGCACGGAUGAGGCGAACACAGUGCCCCCCACCAGCGUUUCUAACUCUACAGUUUCCGGAGAGAUAAUGAAUGCCGAAGACUCCAACAUGAGGCCUCACACGCCCGAAAAACCCAAUGACCACAGUGGUAAAGCAAUCCGUGCGAUGGAAGUCAGCCUGCCCACAUCUCCCUCCAGCCCUGCUAAGAAGCGUCGGAUCCCCCUCACAACCCUGUCCUCAGAUGUCACUCCGCAUGCGCUCGAUUUGAAUAACAACAGCCAAUCUCACAAUGAACGUUUGUCCACAACAACCAAAGAACAGGCACUGCAGUCUGUUGAAAUAAAAUCGGACAUUGUUACGGAACACAAGAUGCUGACUGAGACUUCUAAAUCCACCAGCUAUGGUCAGAAGCGGCGAGUUUCUUUUGUAACACUUGAUACCGCACCGGCAACUUUGGUCACCCCAUCUAGGAACAUCGAUCCUUCAAAUUCCGUCCAAAACGAUCCGAUAGGUGGGCUAGACUCCAGUUCAAGUCCGAAUGAUGCGACGUCUACUUGAGCACAUGGUCAGCUGAAGAUCCCCCGUUUUCGCUGAAAACCCGGUCUGCACAAAUGGAUUCGCCAGCGUGAACGUGAGAACUUUACGCAGCAUUUAUAUUGUGUUUCUGUAUUUUUUAUUCACUCACUCUGUGUCCACAUAAACUGCUCUCAC
Molecule: messenger RNA, 2349 nt
Organism: Opisthorchis viverrini
Lineage: Eukaryota; Metazoa; Platyhelminthes; Trematoda; Opisthorchiida; Opisthorchiidae
Exons: 7
Coding region: 1627-2196 (189 amino acids)
Source: RefSeq, a predicted model, not a curated record